Hyalella azteca is the source of this 1419-nucleotide messenger RNA. Its product is annotated as mucin-5AC-like. The coding region runs from base 35 to 1195 and encodes 386 amino acids. The record is from RefSeq and is a predicted model, not a curated record. NCBI's taxonomy places the organism in Eukaryota, Metazoa, Arthropoda, Malacostraca, Amphipoda, Hyalellidae. The transcript has 4 exons.
UAGGUAACGGUAACCUGGUAACCUGGUAUCUGCGAUGCUGCUGUACCGUGCAGCUGCGGCUCUCUGCCUCCUGGCCUCAUCUACGGCUGUAAUGCUGGCCCCACCGCAGGCAUAUGCCUUGGCCCAACCCCUAUCUGAUGUGGCCCCACCGCCUACAUCUGAUGUGGCCCCACCGACAACAUCUACCGUGGCCCCACCGACAACUUCUACCUUGGCCCCACCGACAACAUCUACUUUGACCCCACCGACAACUUCUACCUUGGCCCCAUCGACAACGUCUACCUUGGCCCCACUGACAACGUCUACCUUGGCCCCAUCGCCUACGUCUACCUUGGCCCCACUGACAACGUCUACCUUGGCCCCACCGACAACAUCUACUUUGGCCCCACCGACAAAUUCUACUUUGGCCCCAUCGCCUACGUCUACCUUGGCCCCACCGACAACAUCUACCGUGGCCCCACCGCCUACAUCUACUUUGACCCCAUCUACCACAUCUACCUUGGCCCCACCGCCUACAUCUACCUUGGCCCCAUCUACCAACGUCUACGCCUCCGUCUUGGUAGACUCAACGCUGGGCGGGACGGUAGAUGUCGUCCUGCGGAACCUCAGCCCGUGUGGGUGCGGGGCGGCGUGUCGGGCGCUGGUGGGGUGCACAGCGGCCGCCCACGACGCCCUCACCCGUGACUGUCUCCUCACCCGCGCCCCCCGCCCCUCAGUCACGGGGGGCACCCCUGGGGGGGUCGUGUUCCUCAAAACCGACCCGGAAAGUGAUCCCAGUGGCCCCACGGUCCCGGGCCCCAAGCCAUUUCUUUCCUCCGAAAAAACCGACGAUGGCGACCCUCAGGAACUAAGGGACGCGUGUGCUGACGAGGGAGGCUCUCCCCUCGUCAUCACCUCGUUCCAGACUCUCGCCAGCGCCGUCGCCCUCGUCCAGACUCUGACAGCAAACCUCGUCACUUUAGAGAAGGUAGCAUGGCUGGGUGCACGUGACCUUGACGGUGAUUCUUUUCUGCAAUGGCCCGACAAAUCCAAUGUGACGGAUGCUGUCUUUGGUCCGGCUGACAUCCUGCAACCUAAAAACGGACCUGCCGCUGCCUGCGUGCUGAACCAGUUCGGCAAAAUAAAAUGCACAAGCAAAGAAUCUUGGCCGACAGAAUUACGUGUUUUGUGCAUGCAAAACUUGAAAAAUAACUAAAAAAAGAAGGAUUUGGAGCAGAGUUUUUCAAAUAAAUAUUAGAAUGUUCUAAUACCUAUAUAUCUUAGAAACUAAUAUUUUAUUAUUUUGCAUCUUUCUGUUCAUGACAAAAAUAUGUCGUGUCCAUCUCCUGCUCCAUUCUCCACGACACCAUCCUCGAUUACCUUCAUUAGUUGUUUGUCUUCAAUUGAACGGUUUGACUUUGAACUAUUUAUACAAUAAUU